CGUUUACGUUUAAAUCUUUCAUCAUUUAAGUAUAGUAUAAUAUUUGUGACAUUAACAUUAAUAAGUGUUUAAAUGAUAUUGGUGUUGUGAUAUAUUGUUAUUAAAGGAGUGCAAGAACUGGGAUGUCGAGACUGCUCGCUUAUAUUACGAGGUAUAGCUGAGUUCGAAUCAUAAUGGCGGGACUACGUGUGUCUGUCUACAUUUUGGCGGUCUCUCUUCUGAUCGCUCCAAUCCUAACUGCAAUCUGUCCUGAUGGAUGCGUUUGCAACACCACUCGUGAUGGCCUCCACCGUGCAACCUGCAGUAAUCUCCUCGAACUUUACAAGUUCACACUUCGACAAAAACAUCACAACAUCAACAUAUUGGACUUAUCUCAUAACAACAUUACUAAGCUAACUCACGAGCUCGACAGGCUGACCGAAGUUGUUACUCUAGAUUUGUCUACAAAUGGAAUAACAAAUCUAAAUAAAUUUUUACAUAAUGCAAGAAAACUGGUGCACUUGAAUCUGGCAAAUAAUAGAAUACAGACAAUAUCUUUAACUCAACUACCUAAAAGUGUAAGUUCGUUGGAUUUAACAAAUAAUUUAUUACAGGAUGUACCUUCAGAUAUUGCACAUUUAAUAGGUUUAGAACAUUUAGAGCUUGAAGGUAAUCCUCUUUAUUGUACAUGUGAAAAUAUUAUGGCACGAGAUCGCCUGUUGGCAUCAAACAUAUACAUCGAUAAAGUGCAAUGCGCUUCUCCAGAAAAAGUCAAAGGACGGUCUUGGCUAGAACUGAAAACAAAAGACAUUUGUAAAGUACCAAAAGUAGAGCCUAAUUAUUUAGAUAUGAUGAUGGGAGAUCAACCUUUGGAUGCAGUUAAAAUCGGUGAAGAUACGACUGCUUUGAAAUCAAUGCCAUUAGUGGCGAACAGCGAUUUAGAUGAUGGUAACGUUAUCCAUAAUGAAAAAACUACUGAUGAGGAUGAAAGUCUUGUCUAUAUGAAAGUCGGACAUGCAACAACUUUAUCUUCUUUGAAACAAAUAGAAGGAUCUGGUGAUGAUGUAAUUUCUACAAGGUACAACCAUCAACUACAUGCAAACAUAUUUAAAACCGAGGAUGUCAUUCCAGCUGAGGAUAUAAAUACCACAGAAGAUCCUAUUUUUGGUUCAGGUGAAGGAUCGGGCUCAGGAGAUAUACUACUAUCCCUAGAUGAUGAUAUUGUUGAAGAAACUACAGAUGUUACUUCUACAUAUAUUCCAUUAUUAAGUCCCGGUCCAGUUACAAGAAUAUUUGAAGAAACCAUUGACACAAAUACCACUGAAUUUCCAAUACCUCCAGCUCCGUCUGUUUAUGAAGGUGGCCCUGACUGGCAUAUAAAACAAUAUGACAUAGAAGUAUCUACUCAAGUAGCUGUUAGUACUCAAAUCGUUAGAGAUACCACUGUAUCUGAGCAUAUAAGAAUAACCCAAGCUCCUGAAAAUCAUGGUGUAGCUCCUAUUACAUCAAGCGAAACUCAGCCUCAUAAGACUGGCACCUAUGUUUGUAUUGCAAUUAUAGUAGUUAUUUUGGUAGGACUUAUUGGAUUUGCUAUCAUCAAAGGACAAAUGAGAAAACGAAGAGACAGAAGAUUACUAAGACAACAAAAGCGUGAUGUAGAAAAUGCAUCAAAAGAAAUGGUUGAUAUGAAUAAAUCAUUAUUAGGUAAACCCGCUAUUAUUGAGCCUUCGAUCGAGAAGAAAAUAAACGGAAAAUAUGAAUUAGUACCAACACAUGAGGCUACACAAAAGAAAGGUGAAAAUGGAGAAAUUAGUAAUGGAACAAAAUAUAACGAUAGCAAUGGUAUUCGAACAGAUAGUCCACGCGACUCUAAUCAAAAUAAAAGCAGUUCAAAAGAUAAUAAUGUGACAGAAGAGAAAGAAAUACCAAAGGAAAAGUCAUUUGAAUCAGAACCUACUUCACCUGAUUCCAGAAAAGACACAAAUUCCUUAUCAAGUGAGGAUAUUUUUGUGCCAAUCAAUGAUGAUGAAGUACCAAGAUUAAACGGUAAUGCUGAUUCCGACAUUUCUCAACCGUUACUUAAUGGCGACCAACACACUGAUUCCGACUUUUUAUCACCAUCGCGGGAGUACGUACCUGUGUACUCCCCUGACAUGGGUAGAGUUAGGAUAAAGUUAACAGAAACGCCGAAACCGAAAACGCCAGUACUAGUCACAAGAAGUAGAUCAAAGGCAGGUGAUAUAAUAAUAACUCCCGUUGAAGAUAGCAAUGCACGCAAGUCAACCACUUGAAACUUAGUUAUAACAAUGGACAUUAGCACUUAUUAUUAGUGUCUAUCAACAAACACUUCACUCUUGGCGAUAUUCUGUGAUCAUUUUUAGGCGCGUUUAUGCAUUAUCUGAGAAGAAACCAACGUUUGAUGGACUGAAAUUGAUUUGUUCGAGUGCUGAGUCUUGAAACUUUGCUGCCAAAGUGUGUUUGUAGUCGACAGUGCCUUUACUUGUUAGUGGUAUAAAUAUUUAUGAGAGUAUAUUGCAGUAAUCGAAAAUAUUUUUAUACGUGUAAGAAUGUUGCCAUGUUCAAAUAGUAAUUAACUUUAUGUUUUAGUAAUUAUUUAAAUUAAUGUCGUAGUUUUCUACGUAUCGACCUAUGCAUGUUCAUUUGUACAAUCAUUUUUAUCGUUCACGAAUGUUUCUUUUCGUUUCGGUUUAAUUCUAAAAUUUUAAUGGUUGUGUACUUACUACCAUGAACAUAGACAUUUUAUUAAUAAUGAAACGUUUAUGUGGCUAUGUUAUUUAUUCAUAUACUUUCUUAUAGAGAUUCGCUAUUUAUGGUCUGGCUAAGCGUAAGUUCCUCUCAUGUAAUUUUAUGGUUUAGUAUUUAAGAAUGUGAUACCAUUUACUUUAAGAAUAAUUCAUGCUAUUCCAUAUUACGUAUGUAUAUAAAUUAAUUAAAUUUUUCUUUCGUGUAUAGUUAAGAUUUACGUUAUUUUUGAAAUUGUUUUAUUUCGUAAUUUAAGUGCUUUUUUCAUCUUCUUAGAUUUGCGCUUAAAAUCUUUUUUUUAUAACAUAUAAAUGAUAAGUUUCAACGAUUUUAGAAUAAUUAAACUGAUCUUUGGAAAAUAGGAAACGAACAAAUAAUGGAACAAUAAUAGCUCAGUAAGAAGAUUUAUAAAAUAAUGUAUUUUUAUUUCCAAACUAUACGAUAUAAAUGAUUGAUUCAAUUUA
This is a messenger RNA of Amyelois transitella, 3206 nucleotides long. It is a transcript of the gene wdp, whose product is annotated as protein windpipe. NCBI's taxonomy places the organism in Eukaryota, Metazoa, Arthropoda, Insecta, Lepidoptera, Pyralidae. The transcript has 3 exons. The record is from RefSeq and is a predicted model, not a curated record. Gene Ontology annotation, molecular function: protein binding. Gene Ontology annotation, cellular component: plasma membrane. Bases 174 to 2270 code for a protein of 698 amino acids.